GAAGAGGAGGAGGAGGAGCACGAGGAGGAGGAGGAGGAGGAGGAGGAGGAGGAGCCGGUGAGCUGCUCCUUUUUUUGUUGCUGGCAGCCCGCGCCGCGGAUGGGUCAGAGCACGCCGCAGCGGGCGCGCCGGGCGGUCCACUCCUCGUGGGCCCGGCCGCGGCGGCCCCGCGGCGGCCGGGCUGGCUCCCGAACGGGCACGCGGCGCCCGCGGCGCCGGCGCGCCCGGGGAAGUGGCGGUGUGCGGCCUCCAACAGCAAGUUCUCCGCCACGCGGCUCCCCGGCAAGCCCCACAACAAGUCGCGGCGGAUGGUGGGCCGCCAGCCUCCUCAUGCGCAGCACCCGGCUGGGGGGCAACGAGGCGGUGGUUGUCCAAGGCGUCCCAGCAGCCCUCAAGGCAGGGUCGCCUCGCUCAGGGAGAGGGUGA
This is a messenger RNA of Prorocentrum cordatum, 426 nucleotides long. The record is from the annotation of a GenBank genome assembly. Lineage: Eukaryota; Dinophyceae; Prorocentrales; Prorocentraceae.